CGCAGUACUGCGGUCGACAAGGGCAAAGGGAGAGGUGGAUGGGUUGUGGAUGACAUUCUGCCUGUGGAAACGAGCUGUUUCUUACAGAAGAUUCAGUGCAUUAUAUUUCAAAAAACAAAACAAAACAAGAGGGGGACUGAAGGAUGCGAGCUGGGAGACAAUUAGUGAUUCAAGAGGCGGCACAACCUUCUCUUUGCAGGUGAAUCAAGAGUCAUCUGGACUAGGGAGCAGGAGGAAGAGUGAUUUUGAAUUUCUCUGAAGUCAGCUACCUUGUGGAAUACGGGACCCAAUCAGAUUUCUGCUUGUUGCCAGGGUGACAAGUGUGUGAGUUUCUUUUGUUUAAGCUUGGGGAGAUGGUUGGGGAAGUCUGUACUGCCCAACUCUGUCCUUCAAGGUCAGUGUAGCUCCACCUUAAGAUUCUUUGGACACUUUUCGUGGAAACAGUACCACUGCGCCUCUCCAGGGGUCUCCUAACACAGAGCUCUCGGGGCGGUUGCCUCUCGUCUCUGGUGAAUGGCACUGCCGCUGUACCGACAGGGCGUGGUUCUCAGAGGCUGGGCUGGUACGCUGGGAGGAGUCAAUGGCGGAUUUGGUGGGCGGCCCAGCUACUGUAUCAAAGGAAGACCGGGAGACCUUCACUGUCAAUGGAAACCGAAGGAGAAACCGGAUUGGUGCACUUGUGGCCCGGUCCGACCAAUCAGCAGCUUGCCCGGCUCUCUGUCCCCACCCACUUGUCUACGCUACCAGACCACCAGCCAAUUAGGGCUGGAGCCUGUCCUGCGAGCGACCAAGCGCCAGUCACCGCCCGUGGAGCACAGUCAGAUCGCUCUUCCACACCUCCUCCACUGCAGUCACGGGGAGGUGAGGUUCCGCUCCCUCACCUGCUUCCCAGAUGACAAGAUCAGCCUCUGCUUGCUGGUGGGCAGCCAGGGACACAAGACCCUGGUGGAGGUGCCUUACUCUGGGCUCGCCCGUCUAGGCGAGCUCCUGGCACUGCAGGUCUCCGAAUCCAAACAGGACGAGGUUCUCCUCUCCCAGCUGGUCGACUCUGUCACAACGGUGGAUGGCUGCCGGGAGGACGACAUCAUGGUGGAGUCGCCCAGUCCCGGUGCACCCUGGGAAGGCUCGGCCCAGCCCUUUGACAUGAACGAGAGCCACCUGGAUUCCUUCCGCAGCCUGUUUGACAGCCAGUGGUGUAGGAUGCCCUUCCAUGCAGGGUUCCAGUAUCCAGACCCGCAGCCCACGCGCGGAGGGGGGUUGGUGGCGUUUGAGAAGAGCCAGGUUCUGAGAGGAGGGCAGUCCGAGAAGAGCGAUAGGAAGAUGGAGCAACACCUAGCUAACAUGCACGACAAGCUGCGCACGGAGUUACCCAACUUCUUUCUGAAGAACCAUGAUUACAAUAUAUAUUCCAAGGAUGUGGAGUUUAUCAACGAGUUUUUGCACAUGAAGACCAAAGGCUGGAUGUACCAGGCAGCCCUGACGCUGUGUCGCUUCCUGGCCUGGAACUACUUUGCAGAUAUUCAGAUGGAGGUUCUGAAGCUGACCCAGCACCCUGAGAGCUGGAGCGUGCAGGCGCGAUGGCGGGUCCGCGGGCUGCCUCUGCACGUGCUGCUCCUGCGCUUCUACAGGAGGGACAAGAGCGACCUCUACAGGACCUACGAUGCCUUCUCUACGUUUUACCUGGGAUCGGAUGGACUCAUUCACUGUCACAAGGUGGACAAGAUGAUGCCCGCACAGCCCCCUGCCCAGAAGGUGAAGGGACUGCUGGUCACAGCACUCGUGGCAUUGGGCAUGCAAGAGCACCGACCCGCUCUUAACCUGCUCCUCACACAGCUGGCACUGAAACUGGGGCAGCGGCACUGCUGAAGGACUGGCAGAGACUGGCAGAGAAAAGACAUCGAGUCCACACAUUGAGAUGUUCCGUACAGAAAAGCGUGGCAGACUGCCAGUUGGGUUUGUAGUUUGGCGCUGCACUUUGCAAUACCGAAUUGAAGGAUGCCAUUUGGCAGAAAACUCUGCGUUGCCAAGGGCUGAUUCAUUAGCACUCCCCUGUUUUCAGCACUGAGACCUGCUCAGGAUAUUAGGGAAGUUUAGUGAUCAGAAUCUAGUCCCACCUCCCCUUCCCAGAUUAGUACCAAUUACAUCAUAAAACAUUUGACAGUUCAGCACAACGGGAGUCUUUGCAUGAGGCAGAACAUUGGCAGACAGACAAUGAGGGUACAGCCUAGGAUUGAGGUGUGCCUGCGCACAGAGCUGUGAGGGGAAGCUGUUACUGAACCUGCCAGCCCCAUGCCUGACUCAUGUGAGCGCUAAGUUUAAACAGAAGAGUAAAGAUUUUUUUUUUUAUUUUUAUGAUGAUUAGUAAUUGCUUUUUGCACUUGACAAUGGGACGGGAGACCCAAGUACCUCAAAGAGGGUUCGCUAGAAAAUGUUCCACAGCUGCUAGUCACUCUUACGGUCCCCCAUUGGAUGUUCAAUUUUCAUUGCUCUGCGAAAUGUUUUUUUUUUUUUUUGGUUUGGCUUCACCCACAACCCUUGCAAGUCUUACAUUGUAACCACCCUGUGUAUGCAGCCCCAGAGUCGCAAAUAAAGUCUACCGGAAGCCAUUAAGAUAGUAAUAUGGUAUUUCAUGUUAGAUUUUGAAGUUUUAUCAUUAAGUAUAU
Molecule: messenger RNA, 2663 nt
Organism: Polyodon spathula (Mississippi paddlefish)
Lineage: Eukaryota; Metazoa; Chordata; Actinopteri; Acipenseriformes; Polyodontidae
Exons: 7
Coding region: 514-1866 (450 amino acids)
Source: RefSeq, a predicted model, not a curated record